AAUACAAAGCAACCAUCAAGACCACCACAUGUAUUCCUCCCCCUUCCAUAUUUUGCAAGAACAAAAACAAUGAAUACAAACCCAUGUGGAAGACAACCACGUUUACAGUUCAAAAAUAGUCAGCUAAUGUAAGGACCCACCACCGACACUUCAAUUUUCUCUAUUCCCAUUUUUAUCUUUACGGCUUGAUUAACACUUGCACAAAGUAACACGUCACCUCCUCCUAUGCACCGCACUGAAAUAUUGUGCCAUCCCUAUCAUUCACUGCUCCUUCCUCCCAACCUCUUGUUUUAAAGUCUCUGUCCGUCUUUUUCUUCCUUUCACAUUCGCUACACAACAAGUGAGAGCCCAAGAAGGAGUCUCUCGUUUUCUUUACUUCCAAAAUGCCGUUUAACUUGGCGGUGGCAUUCUUUUGCGCGACAUCUUACCUUUUUGCCAUUGCCGGGGCUGACGAUCCUUACAGGUUCUUCAACUGGAAUGUUACCUACGGUGACAUUUACCCUCUGGGCGUUCGUCAAACGGGUAUUCUCAUCAAUGGGCAAUUCCCAGGCCCUGAUAUCCACUCUGUUACCAAUGACAAUCUCAUUAUCAACGUGUUUAACAGCUUAGACGAGCCUUUUCUCAUUUCCUGGAAUGGAAUCCAACAAAGGAGGAAUUCUUAUGAAGAUGGCGUAUAUGGAACAACCUGCCCUAUUCCACCCGGAAAGAACUUCACAUACAUUCUUCAGGUCAAGGAUCAAAUAGGAAGCUUCUAUUACUUCCCCUCUCUUGCAUUCCACAAGGCUGCUGGUGGUUUUGGAGGGAUCAGGAUCCUUAGCCGACCACGGAUUCCGGUUCCCUUCCCGGAUCCUGCUGGGGAUUACACUGUUCUUAUUGGAGAUUGGUACAAAUCCAACCACACGGAUUUGAAAGCUCAGCUGGAUGGUGGUAAGAAGCUACCUUUCCCUGAUGGAAUCCUUAUUAAUGGUCGUGGACCUGGUGGUGCCUCCUUCAAUGUUGAACAAGGGAAAACCUACAGGCUUAGGAUAUCAAAUGUUGGGUUGCAAAAUUCUCUCAAUUUCCGCAUCCAAAACCACAGGAUGACGUUGGUGGAAGUGGAGGGAACACACACUCUUCAAACUACCUACUCGUCAAUAGACCUUCACCUUGGCCAAUCGUGUUCUGUUUUAUUUACAGCUGAUCAGCCUGCACAAGACUAUUACGUUGUGGUCUCCGCUCGCUUUACCGACACUGUCCUCACCUCUACAGCAACUCUUCGUUAUAGCAAUUCUGCUGGACCUGUCUCUGGUCCUCCUCCGGGUGGACCCACCAUCCAAAUUGACUGGUCUUUGAACCAGGCCCGCUCUAUCAGGACUAACCUUACAGCAAGUGGACCAAGGCCUAACCCACAGGGUUCAUACCACUAUGGUCUCAUUAACACAACCAGAACCAUCAGGCUUGCAAAUUCUGCCGGGCAAGUUAACGGCAAGCAAAGAUAUGCAGUUAACAGUGUUUCCUUUGUUCCAGCGGACACUCCUCUGAAACUUGCCGACUAUUUUAGAAUUGACGGAGUUUUUCGCGGUGGAAGCAUAUCCGAUAAUCCUUACGGGGGAGGGAUAUAUCUUGACACUUCAGUUAUGAAUGCUGAUUAUAGGUCUUUUAUUGAGAUUGUGUUUCAGAAUGAUGAGGACAUUGUACAGAGCUGGCAUCUUAGUGGCUACUCUUUCUUUGUUGUUGGCAUGGACGGGGGGCAAUGGACACCAGAUAGUAGGAACGGAUACAACCUCCGGGACGCAGUUUCUCGUUGUACCACUCAGGUGUAUCCUAAGUCAUGGACUGCCAUUUAUGUGGCACUUGACAACGUAGGAAUGUGGAACGUGAGGUCUGAGUAUUGGGCAAGACAGUACCUUGGACAACAAUUUUAUUUGCGUGUGUACACAACCUCAACUUCACUCAGGGAUGAGUACCCCGCCCCCAAGAAUGCACUUCUUUGCGGUAGGGCAAGCGGCCGAAGCACCCGACCCCUUUAAGCGUGAAUAGAAUAGAGUUGGGCAGAGAAAAUCUGUCCAGCGUAGGUGGAAAAAGAUUGAAGAGCAGAGUUUUGCCUUAUAAUCUUACUAUUUAGCCCAUUAAUUGUGCUAAUGUGAGGUGUGGAUGAGCAUGUAUGAUUGGAGCUUUAAUAUUAAUAGACCUCAGCUCGAGGUCGCAUUCUUUCUUACCAUGAUUUGUAUUCCCAUUGUAUCGUUCAACUUUUCGAGCUUUAAUUAUUUCUUUCAUAUAUUGAAGCCAGCAUUGUUCUGUUUGUUAAUCAAGUAUUAUAUUAAGAUAAAGAAAUGGUUCUUUUCACCCAAAAAAAAAAAAGAAAAAAGAAGAAAGGAAUGGUUGCAACAGCUUUGGCAUGAAUCAAGUAUUGUUUUUUUUUUUUUGGUAAGUCAGUUUGUUCAUCCAAAAAAGUAGGCUAGCCUAUUACAAAUUGUAACAUACUGCUCUAUACCUGCGUCAGAGUAAUUACAAUAGCUGAACUUCAAUGUUAAAAAUUCACAUGUUUUGUUAA
Molecule: messenger RNA, 2533 nt
Organism: Durio zibethinus
Lineage: Eukaryota; Viridiplantae; Streptophyta; Magnoliopsida; Malvales; Malvaceae
Product: L-ascorbate oxidase homolog
Molecular function (GO): oxidoreductase activity; copper ion binding
Source: RefSeq, a predicted model, not a curated record